AUGGUAAGUGUUUAUUUACCAUGUAUUUUGACCAGAUGUUUUCGUCACAUUACUGCAUGCUGCAUGUUUUUACUGGCACAGUAUUUUCGUAAGCCACCUAAUAUUAUAGAGCCAAACAGUCCUAAAACAUUGUACUUCAGCUCUAACAGUAAUGUUGAGAUCAAGUGCAGGGCUGAAGGUGUGCCAACACCGACGUACAAAUGGACCAGGAAUGGGAAUCCGAUCACUGUAGACAACUUGGUGCAGUAUGAUUCAAGUUCUGGUUCACUGAAAAUUCCAGAUUUUACCAAACGUGAAGAAGGCACUUACAUGUGCAUUGCUAGCAAUGUAUUUGACAAUGAAGGUGGAAGAGUAACGGCUGCCAGUUUUGCUCCACCAGUCAAGAUAUUUCAAACACGGGUUGAGAAGUUUAUUGAUGCGCCUGAAACAAGGCAGCAGGUGACAGAGUAUAAUUAUGCAGUGCUGCCUUGUGCCAAUAAAGGUGAGGUAGUUGGCUCUGAUAUUAACACAAACUGGUAUGAAAGUGAGAAGUCCAAAGAUGUCAGCAUGGAUUCAGGUCGUCUCUUCAUUGAUCAGGAAGGCAAUCUUCACUUCUCCUUCGCACGGAUCUCAGAUGCCACUGUGGGCUUCAUAUAUUUGUGUGGUAUCUCAAGUACAAGUGACAAGCUCAUCCGACUCGGCAAUGCUAAUAUCCUCAGUGUUAUUCCUGUACAGAAUCCAACAGCUAUCAAACCACAAUUGCAGUACAGUAAUUCAGGCGUGAAAGCUCUGAAAUUCAGCAAGGCCAGGCUUGAAUGUGUUUUCUCAGGAUAUGACCCAAACCCACCUCAUGUACCAGUUAUACAGUGGUUUGAGGAUACAGGAAAAGAAAUCUCUAGUUCCACGGAUAAGUUUACACUUUCUGAGGACAGACGUGCACUCACUAUCAACAAUCUGCAAGAGGAGGAUGAAAGGAACUACUAUUGUAUGGCCAGCAACUCAGCUGGCAAUUCAGGAAAAAUGGCAGUCUUUUUGGAUGUUACUUCUGCACCAAUUUUCCACAAUAAUGGUGCACCCAAGGACCAGACAGUGGUAGAAAAUGUGGAUGUGACCUUCAACUGUGAUGCAAGAUCAGCUUCUAAUGAAGAACCUCCAAACUCUCCUGUUUGGUAUAUAAAUGGUGUUAAAACUGGACAGCACACAGAUCCCACGAAGUUUCAGUUGUCCAAUGGAAACAAAACACUUACAGUCAUGAAAGUCAAGAAAGCAACUGAUAUUCUGUGUGUACAAUGUGAGGUCACAAACCAUGUGGACACCACCUGGGCCGACUCCUGUCUCACUGUGAUUCUGCCAAUCAGAAUUGAAAAAAGACCACCAGAAGAACAGGAAAUUGAUCAUGGUGACACACUUGACUUCACCAUCGUAGCCACCACCGAUCCUGCCAUGAGUCUCAACUACAGGUGGGAGUUCAAAAAUGUGACCUACUCUGGCAGUGAAUCUCCACCGUUUAUGGUGUAUGAUCCCACCACCUUGUUGGCCUACAUCAACACUAGCCUGCUGACUGAAGAACAAUAUGAGACUCUUGAAGGCACAUACAGGAGAACCAUUUAUCAUUCGUUUGAGACAGUAUAUGUGGACACAGUUGUCACACUCAAACAUAAACCAGGUAUGGCAUUUUGCAGAACAGAGCCCAGCCUUUACUCAGCUGGCAACAUUGCAUACACUUGUCACUAUUUUUUUGAAAUAUAA
This is a messenger RNA of Candidula unifasciata, 1728 nucleotides long. Lineage: Eukaryota; Metazoa; Mollusca; Gastropoda; Stylommatophora; Geomitridae. The record is from the annotation of a GenBank genome assembly.